CGGAAGAGUUGUUUCCCAGUUUCUUUAUAAAUGUUAGAAUAAUAAAGAGAAGAAAAUGAGCUGGGCUUUGGAAGAAUGGAAGGAGGGCCUGCCCACGAGAGCUCUUCAGAAAAUUCAAGAGCUGGAAGGGCAGCUGGACAAACUGAAGAAAGAGAAGCAGCAGAGGCAGUUUCAGCUUGAAACUCUGGAGGCUGCUCUGCAGAAGCAGAAGCAGAAGGUUGAAAAUGAAAAGUCUGAGGGCACAAAUCUGAAAAGGGAGAAUCAAAGAUUGAUGGAAAUAUGUGAAAACCUGGAGAAAGCAAAGCAGAAGAUUUCCCACGAACUUCAAGUCAAGGACUCACAAGUAAAUUUCCAGGAAGGACAACUGAAUUCAAGCAAAAAACAAGUGGAAAAACUAGAGCAGGAGCUUAAAAGGUGUAAAUCUGAGCUUGAGAGAAGCCAACAGGCAGCACAGUCUGCAGAGGUCUCCUUGAACGCAUACAGUACACCACAGAAAAUUUUUGCGACUCCACUCACACCAAGUCAAUAUUACAGUGGUUCCAAGUAUGAGGAUCUAAAAGAAAAAUACAAUAAAGAAGUUGAAGAACGAAAAAGAUUAGAGGCAGAGGUUAAAGUCUUGCAAGCUAAGAAUGCCAGCCAAGCUGUUCCCCAAGCCACGAUGAAUCACCGAGACAUUGCUCGACACCACUCUUCGUCAUCUGUGUUCUCCUGGCAGCAGGAGUGGACCCCAAGUCGACUUGCAUCCAAUGCUCAGAACACUCCAGUUAGAAGAGACUUCAUGUUUGGGGAACAAGAGGUCACUCCAAGUGGAACAACUUUGCAAAGAGGGAAGAGAGAUGCGAACAGCAGUUUUUGUGAUAAUUCUAGCAGUUCCCAUCUUUUGGAUCAAUUAAAAGCCCAGAAUCAAGAGCUGAGAGGCAAGAUUAAUGAGUUGGAACAACGGCUGCAACAACAAGAAAAAGAAAUAAAAGGCCAAGUGAAUAAAUUUCAAGAGCUACACCUUCAAAUGGAGAAAACAAAAGUGGAAUUAAUGGAAAAAGAGAAGACUUUGAACAAAAACAGGGAUGAACUGUUGAGAACAACAGCGCAGUAUGACCAGGCAGAGGCCAAGUGUACUGCAUUGGAACAAAAACUGAAAAAACUGACUGAGGAUUUGAGUUGUCAGCGACAAAAUGCAGAAACUGCCAAGUGUUCUUUGGAACAGAAAAUUAAGGACAAAGAAAAGGAGUUCCAUGAGGAGCUCUGUCGUCAACAACGAUCGUUCCAAACGCUGGACCAAGAGUACACUCAGAUGAAAGCGAAGCUUACCCAGGAGCUGCAGCAAACCAAGAAGACAUACAACCUCCUGCAGGCAGAACUGGAGAAAGGCACAUCAGUAAAGCGGGAGCUGGAAAAGCAGCUGGGUGAGUUGCAGCAGAAGGUCCAGAGAACUGAGCAGGCGCUGCAGGCGAGUCAGAGUCAGGAGGGCGAGCUGAGGAGAAGCAGCGAGGACUUGAAGAAGGAAAAUGGGCUGCUGAAGAGCCAGUCUGAGCUGCAGACGCGAGAAGCCUGCCACCUUGAGGAGGAGCUCAGGAAGGUCAAGCAGUGUUUAAACCAGAGCCAGAAUUUGGUUGAAGAGAUCAAAGCCAAAAAUGCCUCUCAGGAAACCACGAUAAGAAAUCUUCAGGAAAAAAUAAACCAGCAAGAAAACUGUUUGACUUUGGAUAAACUGAAGCUUACCUUGGCUGACCUGGAAAAGCAGCGAGACUGUUCUCAAGAUCUCUUGCGGAAACGAGAGCAUCACAUUGAACGACUGAACGAUAAGUUAGCCAAGAUCGAGGAGGAGUCUCACGCUUUACUGAGUGCUUUGGAGUUAAAAAAGAAAGAAAAUGAGGAAUUGAAGCAGGAGAAAACUGUUUUCUCUAGUUGGAAAAGUGAACAUGAGAAACUUGUCAGUCAGAUGGAAUCAGAAAGGGAAAGCUUGCAGAGUAAACUCAAUCAAUUAGAAAGCUGCCUCAAGACACAGCAAAUAAAAAGUCACGAGUCCAAUGAGAGAGUCAGAACAUUGGAGAUGGAGAGAGAAAACCUGAACGUUGAGAUCAGAAACCUUCACAAUGUGAUAGACAGCAAGUCUAUGGAGAUAGAGACUCAGAAGCAAGCUUAUGUAGAACUACAGCAGAAAGCCGAGUUUUCAGAUCAGAAGCAUAAGAAAGAAAUAGAAAAUAUGUGCUUGAAGACUUCUCAGCUUACUGGACAAGUUGAAGCUCUGGAACACAAACUUCAGUUAUUUUCAAGUGAGAUGAAGGCUGAUGACCAGUGCUACCAGCGCAUGUGUGAUGAGUGUGAGAGCCUUCAGGAUCCUUCGUUGGCAACAAGUGAGGAUCGUCGGAUAAGUCUUCUGGCAUGGGAACAACAGCCUGCAGUGACUAAGUCCUUUGAAAAGGUAUUGGGAGAACCAGGAACUGUGCCUUCUGAAAGAGAUGAGUGCCAUUUAGAAGCAGACCAAAGUCCUAAAAAUUCAUCCUUCUUACAAAAUAAAGUCAUUUCACUUGAAUUUUCAUUAGAGUCUCAAAAGCGGAUGAACUCAGAUCUGCAGAAGCGUUUUGAGGAGUUGGGGCACAUCAAGGGAGAGAUAGAAGAAAACCUCAGUAAAGCAGAGCAGAUGCAUCAGAGCCUUGUGGCUGAAACAAGUCAGCGCAUUAGCAGAUUGCAGGAAGACACUUCCGCUCAUCAGAAUGCUGUUGCAGAAACUUUGGUUGCUCUCGCAAACAAGGAAAAAGAGCUGCGACUUUUGAAUGACAAAUUAGAAACCGAGGAAGCAGAGAUGGAAGAGUUGAAGAAGAGUAAUCGUUUACUUGAAGACUCUCUAAAGGAGCUGCAGCUCUUAUCUGAAUCCCUCACCUCAGAGAAAAAGGAAAUGAAUUCUGUCAUUUCUCUAAAUAAAAAAGAAAUAGAAGUGCUGACCCAGGAGAAUCAGACCCUCAAGGAAAUUAAUGUAACCUUGAGUGAAGAGAAGAUAAUCUUGCUCCAAAAAAGUGAGAAUUUGUCAAACUGUAUAGAGGAAAGAGAGAAAACUCUGUCAGAGUUAGCUGCUCAGUACCAGCAUGAAAGACUUACUUUAUUACAAAGAUGUGAAGAAACUGGAAAUGCCUUUGAAGAUCUCAGUGUAAAAUACAAAGCGGCACAAGAAAAGAACUCGAAAUUAGAAUCCUUGCUAAAUGAAUGCACCAUUGUCUGCGACAGCAGAAAACAUGAGUUGGAACAGCUGAAGGACACGUUUACAAAGGAACACCAAGAAAUCUUGACACAAUUGGCUUCUGCUGAAGAACAAAACCAGAAACUGAUACUGGAAUUGGAGAUGGUGGAGCGGCAGCUGAGAUCUGAGAUGACAGAUCUCCAAAACCGUUCCAAGAACGAGGCUGAUGGAUUGAAGCAAGAAAUUAUGAGCUUAAGGGACAGACAGAGUCAGAUGCAAAAGGAAGUUAAUGACUUACUGCAGGAGAAUGAGCGACUGAGUAAGUUCAAACCUCUGCAUGAGCAUCAAAAUUUGGAAUUGGUCCCAGUUAGGGAUUCUAUGAAAGAGAGAGAGAAUGAAGUAGGUAGCUGUGGUUUCCAACUUCCAAUGGAUCUGGAACUUAAAGACAUUCCCCGAAACAGUGUGGACAGUUAUUACACACAAAUGAUUCAGUUAGAAGCUAUUAUAAGAAAUCCAGAUUUUAAGCUUCAACAAAGUGAAAAGGAACAACAGUGCUUGAAGCACGAAUUACAGAUAGUUAGAGGACCAGUAGAAACUGCAAAUGUGCAGUACUGUCAGUCACGAGAAAUUAGUGACCUUCAAGACUGUGAAGUAGAUGCAGAAGGAAAGUGUAUUUCAGUGCCCCAUCAGUUGUCAACAAGUCAGAGUGACAAUCUACACCUGCAGUGCUCUCUGCAGACAGCAAUGGACAAGCCAGGGAAUCCGGAAAAGAUGAAUGACAUGCUGGUUGAGAAACAUGAACUGAAUGAUUCAAGAUCAGAAUGUGUCACAGCAACUACUAAAAUGGCAGAAAAGGAAGAGAAACCAGUAAAUGAAGAUAACAUAUUAAAUGAUGUAAAUGGUUUUCUUCAAGAUAAAUUAGUGCAAAAAAGGCCAGAAGGUAAGUUUAGUGAUCAACAAAAUGAGCAGAAUUAUACGUGCUUGAAUCCUUUGGAUAAUUCCUAUGAGAGCAUGACAUCAUCCAGCAAAGAAAUCCCAAUACACUUUGCUGAAUUACAGGACAUAGUCUCAUCUCCAGAAAGGGAACACAGAAUUUCACGUGGUCACAACUGUCAGAUGAGCUCUGAGAUGUCAGAGCUCCAGUCCCGCGUUGACUGCUCAAAGACAGAAAGUUCGGUGUUGCCAGUGAACCUGAGAAACUUUCAAGGUGACUUGACAGAAGAGAUGAAGCUGGGACCUAAGGAGAGGUCGUUCUUUGGCCAUAGCCCCAGGCUUAGCAAUUUUGGAGAAUUGUCUUUUUGCGAAGAACAGACAGGACAGUCAUUUCAUCUGAAUAACUUAGAUGGGAGUGUUUCAGCAAACCUGUCUAAUGUAGAUGAGUUAUCUUGCUGCAGUGUGCAGGAGAACCUGACCAUGGGAGAAGCCCCUCUUGCCCCAGUGAGGACUGUGGAAGAGCUUGAAACUCUUUGUCACUUGCACUUGCAGUCCCUCAAGAAUCUUGAAGGGAAAAUCAAAAGUCAAGGGGUUAUGGAAAAUAAGGAUAUUCAAGAGCUUGAACAGUUACUGAGGGCUGAAAAGAAUGGACUUGCCUGCCUUAGGAAGCAGUGUCUGUCAGAAAAUGAGCAGUGGCAACAGAAGCUGACCACUGUGACUUUGGAGAUGGAGGCCAAACUGGUGGCAGAAAGGAAGCAAACGGAACACUUGUCCCUUGAACUUGAAGUUGCACGGCUUGAGCUACAAAGACUGGACUUGAGUUCUCGGUCUUUGCUUGGUACCGACCUAGAAGAAGCUCUUCAAGGCCAAAACAAUAGCUGUGACAUAAAAGAAUCAGAAAAGAAUAAUCCCGAAACUAUAGAAAUAAUAUCUAAGCAAAACACUCCUACUUGUGAUCAAGAUCGUCAGCAGGACCCAAGCCUAGAGACUGAGAAAUUCCCUGGGACUGGUGUGGUCAGGCGUACACAAGAGUGGACUGGGGAGCAGUCCUCAGGAGUCAGUUACGAGACUCCAGGGGAAGACAAUGCCCAGGACAGCUUAGGAUGCGUUCCUGAAUCCUCACUUUCUGUUCAUGAUGCUCUGGUACCUAUGGAUUUCCUAGAGAAUCAAGUAACCAUUGAGACCCUCCAAUUGCAGAUUAAGGAGAUUUCAAAUGAGAAUGUGAGAUUGCUUCAUACCAUAGAGGACCAAGACAAAAAUGCUGAAAGUUUGGUGAAUGAAAUAAAAGAUUUAAAUUCAAAGCUCAAUUUGCAGGAAAUACAACUGACAACCAAUAUUGAAACAUGUACACAAUUGGAAAAAGUCGUUGAGGAACUAAAGAAAGAAAAGUCAGAUUUAAGUGAAAAAUUGAAAUCCUUAUCUUAUAACCAUGAGUUACCCCAGAGUGCAGAGACUUCUGAAGACCCAAGUUCUGAUUUAGAAAUAGGUACAGUUAAGUCUUCACAUGAAGUUGUUGGAGAUAAGGUGACUGUGGGCAGUGACUGGAAAGAUAAAUGGCUUGAUACAGAAAAUGAGCUGAACACGAUUAAGGCUGAGAAAGUUAGCAUUGAGCAGCAGGCCCUCUCCAUGAAAAUGGACUUAGAAGUAGCUCAAGCAGAGAAGCUACAGUUAGAAAAAGAUAAUGACAGUAAACAGAAAGUUAUUGUGUAUCUGAAAGAAGAACUCACCAUGGUCACUAGUGAGAGAAACCAGCUUCAUGGAGAAUUAGAAACUGUGCUGAAACAAAAGAAAGCAUUGGAUCAGACGUCUGAGAAGAUGAGAGAGAAAGUGCAAGAACUGGAGGUUCACCAUGCCGAGUGUCUCCAUCCCAUCCAGGUGGAGAAGGCCGAGCUCCAAGACAAAACUGGCUGUGUUCCAACGUCGUCCUCUGAUGAGAGUGAGUGGUUGAAAGAUAAAGCUCACCUCCAGGAGCAGCUGCAGAGUUCAGAAAGAGGCUUACAGGCACUGUCUUUGAUAAAGUGUGAGCUGGAACACCAAAUUGGGCUUUUAAAUAAAGAGAAAGAAUCACUGGUUAGGGAAUCUGAAAGCAUGCAGGCCAAACUGAGUGAGGUAGAGCAGGAAAAGUUGACUGCCUCCAAGGCCUUGGAGGUUGCUUUAAUGGAGAAAGGUGAGUUCGCAGUGAGGCUGAGCUCCACUCAAGAGGAAGUACAUCAGCUGAGAAGAGGCAUCGAGAAGCUGAGAGUCCGCAUUGAGGCGGAUGAAAGUAAGCACCUUCAUGUCACAGAGAAACUGAAAGAAAGUGAGCGCGAGAAUGAUUUGCUGAAGGAUCAAGUUGAGAACCUUGAAAGGGAAUUACAGAUGUCUGAAGAAAACCAGGAGCUGGUGAUUCUUGAUGCUGAGAAUUCCAAAGCAGAGGUAGAGAACCUAAAAGCACAAAUAGAAGAAACGUCUAGAAGCCUGAAAGCUUUAGAAUUGGAUCUUGUUUUAGUAAGGCGUGAUAAAGACAGUCUGACAGAACAAGUGCAGGUAAAACAAGGUGAAGUAUCAGAAUUAGGUAAUUUGCUCUCUUCAUUUAAAAGUCUGUUAGCAGAAAAGGAGCAAGCAGAAAUAGAAAUAAAAGAAGAGUGUAAAGCUAAAAUGGAGAUGCUACAGACACAAUUAAAAGAGCUCAGUGAGGAAGUAGCAGGCUUGUGUCACGACCAAGAGACUUGGGAGGAUCAAGCACAAGGCCUGGACUCGCCAAGGGAGGCAGUACAGCAGCUGAAAAGUUACGUGGGAAAGCUGAAAGUACAAAUAGAAGCUGGUGAAAAGAAACAACUUCAGGUCCUGGAACAACUGAAAGAAAGGGAGCUUCACGCAGGUUUGCUUAAGGGUCAAGUUGAGAACCUAGAGAAAGAACUAGAACUGUCGGCCAAAAAUCAAAAGCUUGUGCUUCUUGAGGUCAAGAACUCCAAAGCAGAGGCCGAGGCCCUAAAAGCCAAGGUAGAAGAGAUGGCCUCAGAGCUGAGAGAUGUGGAAUCAGAUCUUGUCCAUAUAAGGUCAGAAAAAGAAAGCUUGACCAAGGCAUUAGAGAAGGAGCAAGAGCGAGUAUCAGAAUUAGAAACACUCAACUCUUCAUUUGAAAAUGCAUUGCAAGCAAAGGAGCAAGAAAAAAUACAGCUUAAGGAAAAGUCUGAAAUUGCAUUGGAGAUGCUGCAGACGCAAUUCAAAGAGCUCAAUGAGAAAAUGGUGGCCUUGUGUCAUGACCGAGACACCUGGAAGGCCGAAGGACAGAAUCUGAGUAGCCAAGUAGACUCUCUAGAACUUGAGAAAGCUCGGUUGCUACAAGACCUUGAUGAGAGCAAAAAUAAUUACGUUAUUUUGCAGUCUUCUGUGAAUGGUCUCAUGCAAAAAGUGGAUGACAGCGAACAGACUCUGGGGAAGAAGGAGCAAGAAAUCGGGAAGCUAAGAGAUCAAGUUCAGGACCAGGAGCGGCUGGUCUCCAAGCUGGCCCAGGUGGAAAGACAGCAACAACUUUUGAUGGAGCAGAAAAUGGAAAUCGAGACUCUCACAGUGGAAUUGGAGCAGAAGAACCACAGGCUGCAAUGCGAAAGUGACACUCUGCAGGACUCCUUGCAAGCACAGCAGAACUCGAACAAAGAGCUGCAGAAGGAACUAGAAACGGCAAGGAUGGAAAAAACGUCCUUUGCUGAAAAAGUAAACACAAUGACCUUGAGGGAAGCUGAGCAGCAGAGGGAGAUUCAGGAGUUGGUCCAGAAAACGACAGAGCUGAAAGAAGGUUUCAAUGCAGAGAAGGAGAAACUAACGGAAGAAUUAAAAAUACUGUUGGAGGAAGCACAAAGCAACAAAGUGAACAAUCAGAAAUGUGUAAAUCAGCUGAAGAAGGAAAAUGAACAUGCCCAGGGGAAGAUAAAGUUGUUGCUCAAAUCCUGUAAGCAGCUGGAGGAGGAAAAGAAAAUGUUGCAGAAAGAGCUUUCUCAACUUGAAGCUACCCGGGAGAAGCACAAAUCAGGUACUAUUGUAAAUGUUAAUAAUGUGGAUGAAUUAAUGACUGAGAUGAAAGAACUGAAAGAAACUCUUGAGGAAAAAACCAAGGAGGCAGAUGAAUACUUGGAUAAAUACUGUUCUCUGCUUAUAACUCAUGAAAAGUUGGAGCAAGCCAAAGAGAUGCUGGAAACACAGGUUGCUCGUCUGACUUCACAACAACCUAAACCCAGUCUCCGAAGGUCUCCUUUGCUAAAUGCAGUUGUCCCGGGACCGUCUCCAGUCCCCUCUGUUGAUGAAAAGAAGUUAUCUGGCCAGAAGAAAGCUUCAGGCAAGAGGCAAAGGUCCAGUGGGAUCUGGGAACCUGGGGGAGGAUCAAUACCUUCCACCCCGGAGAUGUCUUCUAAGAAAAGUCGGAAAGUUGCAAAAAGGAUUCACCCUGUAGAGGACACAGAACACACUGAGUUUGAGCCUGAAGGACUUCCAGAAGUUGUUAAAAAAGGGUUUGCAGACAUCCCAACAGGAAAGACCAGCCCAUAUAUCCUGCGGAGAACAACCAUGGCUACCAGGACGAGCCCCCGCCUUGCUGUGCAAAAGCCUGCACUGUUCCCUGGAAGUGAAGGCAAAGAAAAUCUCACAGAGUCCUCUAAAUCGACAGCUGGUGGCAGCAGAUCACAAAAGGUCAAGGCUGCUCAACAGAGCCCAGCAGGUUCAAUUACCGCCUUCCCAGACCCCACCAAGAAACCUGCCUCUGUCCACAGUCUUCCCAGGAGAAGUUCUCCAGACAGCUCCAAGGAAUGCCCCCCGGCCAGGCGAGGCCAACCUAGCUGGAGCCCAGAAGCUGGAGCCAAAACCAAGAACAGUGACAACUGUCAGGUCCAGUAAGAAGCUCAUGGGUCAUGACCCUGGGAGGUGGCACCAGUUGAACUGGCAGGGUCUGUCCAUUAGAGAGC
Ochotona princeps (American pika) is the source of this 9045-nucleotide messenger RNA. It is a transcript of the gene CENPF, whose product is annotated as centromere protein F. Gene Ontology annotation, biological process: regulation of G2/M transition of mitotic cell cycle; mitotic cell cycle; metaphase chromosome alignment. The transcript is spliced from 18 exons. The record is from RefSeq and is a predicted model, not a curated record. The coding region runs from base 56 to 8977 and encodes 2973 amino acids. Gene Ontology annotation, molecular function: protein homodimerization activity; transcription factor binding; microtubule binding. Gene Ontology annotation, cellular component: spindle pole; chromosome, centromeric region; nucleus. Lineage: Eukaryota; Metazoa; Chordata; Mammalia; Lagomorpha; Ochotonidae.